UGUACAUUCCAAUACUUUUUAUGAUUCCAGAAGAAAAAAUCUUAAAUACAGUUAUUGACAACCAUUUGUAAACUAAACUUCUUGUGGCUGACCUGACAUUAUAUCCAGGCCUGAGAUUAUGACCUUAAGUUUUUCUGAUUUUUCAAAUCUUGAAAAAGUCGUGUUGCAGUUUAGUAGAGACAGUAGCAACAAAUGGAAACUAGUUUCAGAUUUGAAAAAAUCAAGAAAUGAAGAAAACUUUGAUUUGAAAUCACAAAACUAUCUUUAUCUGAUUAAGGCCCAUACGUCAAAGAUUUCAUAAGAUUUAUUUAGGAUGAUUUAAGAUUUGGUCUUGGUUCACCGUAGGGUUACAAUCCAGACUGAUCUUCAAGAUGAGUAUAGGAACCACAGCUCAUUGGGUUUCACUUUUCUAUAUCAAUAAUUUCCACUCAAUUUUUCAAGGGAGGAUUUUUUUCCAUUGGAAAUGUCAUUAUCUUCUAAAUCCAAUAGGAUCUAUUUUUCUUGUAAUAUUAAUAAAGCGAAUCGGAUAGGAUUGUACCAUUAUCGUAAACUCGGCAUAACAUUACCAAAAAGAUUUCAGAUCAUCAUGGUUGAAAUGAUUUUAGAUUUUGAAUUCAUGAUAUACUCAAGAACAAAUCCAGUUAUUAAAAUAUAGUUAAGAUGAUUUAUUCUAUGCUCGCCAUUUGUUUGACAAAAAAGAUGUGCCCCUAAGUAUUCUGAAAAUCUUUUAAUCUGGGAAGCUAAUUACAGCAAGCAAAGUUGAUGAAAAAAUUAUAUCUUUUUAAAAAAACUUUUUGGAGAUUGUUUAGCUAGAUUCAUUUAUGUACUUAUGCUUUUGCUCAUUCUUAGCAACAUACCAAAAUUUCGUGUUAUGCAGCCUUCAUCAAACAUUAAUCUCAUUGUUAAUAGUUCUCCAGAAUGUAUGUUGACUGCAGAACACCGUCAAAAAUUUUUUUGAAUCCCUUUUUUGGUUAAAAUGUACAUGUAAGCAAUCUCGUACUAUUAUUGUGUACUACUACUAAUAAGACGUCACACGCAGUUAAUACUGCACGAUGCGUUUCACAAUGCCACGCCAGUUCUUUCUGUCCUGUGUCAGUUCAGAUAAUCUAUUCAAUGUUUGUGCUCCUUUUGGGAAAUCCAGUUUAAUUCCGAUGCUGGCCAAAUCUUGCCUUACUGUCUGCAUCCAGGUCGUCUUUGGUUUUCCUUGUGGCCGUUUUACUUUCCCGAGAUAUUCUUUAAGAGUUUUCCUUGCUGGUGUUUCUGGAUGCAAGCGCACGAGAUGUCCUAGCCAUGUUAGUCUCCUUUCUCUUAUUAUUUCACUCCAUGGUUCACAUUUUGUUCUGGCAUAGAGCUCGUUGUUGGUAAUAUUUUUUUGCCAGUUAAUUCCUAGGAUCUUUCUUAGGUGUCUACGUUGGAAGGUGUCGAUGGUGUUUUCUAGCUUCUUCGUUAGUGUCCACAGUUCGCUAUAAUACAAAAAUACACUUGCUACAUAGGCAUUAAAAGUUGUCAGUUUGAUCUUGAUGGAGUUUUCUUGUAUACAGUUUCUUAUAAUUAAGGGAAAGGUUCUUCGAGACACUUUGUUAUGGAAACCUCUCACCCUUUCCUUUAAUUCUGGCUUCAUACUCGAUGGAUUUUUCCUAUCGGAACUCUUUUUAACCCUGCGGAGUAUAUGUGAGUUAUAUCAAGAUUGUCAAAUUUACCUUCAUUAGAAGUUCAUGAUAACAACCAGUGGCCAUUAGUUGAUCAGUCAUUGGUGAUGAGAAUUCGUGUUCUUUGCCUCUCGCUGCAGAAAGUCUUUACAAGCAAUCUCACUUUCAAAUCUAUCUUCUUGAUAUAGCUAUUCAUCUUAUGACGAACGCGGUUUCCUAAUUAUUUGUCUGUUUUGUCAUGAAAUUAUCGUAAGUUUCUUGGGCGACAAUCAGGCUUGUAAAAUAAGCAAAUUAGGAGAUUUCGAUUAUAUUUAAUCAGAGAAGAUCGUCAGAACCAGAUGGUUUUGUUUAUAUUAAUAUGCUAAUUAAAAGUUUACACUAGAAUCUGUUGUGAUUUUUACGGACCAGACUAAACUUCAGAGGAUUCCUUUGGUUUGGUGACAGCGAACAGCCAUUGCCUUGAUGAAAUGAAAAUUAUGGUUUCUUAUGGGUCGCCAUUCUAACUACUAAAAUUACUUCUUCUUUGUGCUUCUAGAUUCCAGUCUCUUUAAGAAGUGCUUCUUGUAAGAGAUGCCUGUUUAUUGCCUUGAUUCGAUUUCAAAUGCUUUACCUAAAUUUUUUUAUUACCAUUGAAUGUCACAUAGAAUUCUGUUUCAAGUUCUUUUUUAUGAUAUUAAAAUGAUGUUUGGUGUUGAAUGAAUAAUUAAUCUUCAAUUGUUUAUUUAAAUGGAACAAAAUCCUCAUUGUUUAUCUGCGGUUAUGCAUCACUAGGUUAGGCACACUUUGGCCAAAAAGUUUAAUAAACCUGCUGUAGUUGGGGAAAUCACAUUCGAUGAAUUUUUUGAGUAUCCUUAUCAUUAAGAUUGUAGAUUAAGAACUCCUGAUUCCCAAACGAAAGAAAUAGCUUUAACUUCAAAUACAUUGACCAACCCAUAGCUAUAUAGAUGAAUGAGGUCCUGUGUCUUAUGAUUUAUUCAGUACCUAGUGAUCUUGUGGUCUAAAAAUUAUGGAUACUACAGCAUUAAAUUUUCAUGCAAAUAGCAAAUAUUUUUUAUGUUCCCAACAAAUUCCUUGAUUUUAUUCAAUUUAAAUACAUUGUAUUUGCAAAAGCUUAAGAUCCUUGUUUUCGGCUUGCAAUUUCUAAGAAGUUUUCGAAUUCUUUGAAAAACUAUGAAUCACAAAAUUUUGAAACAAAGGAAUGCUUUGAUGUCACCUUAGUUUGCUGCUGUUCAGAAUUGCAUGGUAUCUUAUAAAGUUCACUCUCGAAGCCUGUUUUGUAUUUAAAGGAGCGAAAUUGUUUUUGCUUCAUUGAACUUGUUUUCACAACAAUAUUACAAAGUCACUUUGUUAUAGUAAGGCUUGUAGGCCUACGUAGCUUAUAGCUUUCCAGCAUAAUCAAAUACCCAGCAUAAUGCUAAUCAUGAUCGCCAUCGUGAUCGUUAUUAUGAUCGUCUCUGUGAAAGUUAUUAUGAUCAUGUCCGUGAUCGUUAUUAUGAUCGUCUUCGUGAUCGUUAUUAUGAUCGUCUUUGUGAUCGUUAUUAUGAUCGUCUUCGUGAUCGUUAUUAUGAUCGUCUUCGUGAUCUUUAUAAUGAUCGCCGUAUUGAACAUGAUGAUUGCCAUUGCGAUUACAAUGAUCGAUCGUCAUUAUGAUUAAAGUGAUCGUCAAUGUGAUUAUUAUGACCAUAAUCGUCAAAAUAAUCAUAAGGUUGUAUCAUGAUGAUCAGGAUGAUGCUUAUGGUGAUAACCAUAAUCAUCACUAAUCAACAUAAUCACCGACUACAGUUAAUUAGCACAGUGUCAAUCAUGCUCUGCAUCACCUUCAUCCUACAUUUCUAAUCAAAAGCUUUACAUCAUAGCUUGAUCAAGCUUAGGUGCCUGCUCAUUACGUAGCGUAGCAAACAUGAGAAUUAUGUAUGCAUGUAAUUGGUCUUAUUUAAGCUAUUGCAUCUCAAAAUUGGUCCCUCCGCAGAACAGCCAGCUCCUUUCCACGUCUUGGUCUUGUAAGAUCUACUGGAAUAUUCUUUAUGUUAUCUUCUUUCUGUUGCUCUUAAAUAUUUAAAAAACUAUACUUCAUAGUGACCGCCAAACAGUUACUUGUAUUAAUGAUAACAGAUGCACCGGUAAAUAUUUUAUAAAGCAAAGUGUUUAUAUCUCUACACACAGUUGAAAUAAAGCUCUGUUCAUCAGAAAUCAGAUUGCGAUUCGCCUCUUGCAAAUUCUUAGGUCAAACUCUACUUCUCGGGCUAAGGUCAUACUUUCUUUGCGCACUCGAAUCCAACAACAACCUCGUUUGCAAUACAAUUCUCCUCCAAAAAUUUGUUCUUAGAUAAGAUAUCUUGAAUAUAUCGACUACCACUAGAAACGAGGCUGUUACAUAUGAGUGAGGAGAUGCUUUUCAAUAUUAUGAACUGUUGGUUGGUACCGCACAAUGUUUUGUUAGGUCGGGUUCUCGCAGAUGUAUGCAGAUGUUAAUCCUUGCACCGGACCAGGGUUACUGUCUCUAAUAUUGUUUGGCUGAAGGCUGGCUCUAAUAGAGGAAUUUUGCGAAGAAAUAUUUUCUCUGUUACUUAGGAAUGUCGGGUAUAAGAUGUUAAUUAAUUAAGUAUGGCCAUACCAUAAUAACUUUGAUAUUUCCAUAAAUAUUUCCAUAGCUCCUUAUGUUGAAAAAUCUUUGAUCGUUGUGUUGAAAAUUAUGAAUAAGAAUUUUUUCAGGAAUCAUCGGGCGAUUUUAACUUCAUAACUUGGAAAACGAUAGAAUCGAAGGUUAUUCGUGCAAUUUUUGUUAUGAUUUGGAGUAGCAGCUUUGUAAAGGAAAAGUUAACAAUGCAACCAAUAAACGGAAAGUCUGACUACUUAGCAAUGUUGUUACAGCAGCAUAGAAAUAUUUAUUUUGGUGACUUGUUGCACAAAAUAUGACAAUUUUCUUCGACCAGGUUUUCUGUCCACAAGUCCAUUGUCAAUAUUUCUCAUGAUCUUUUGGCUAUCAAAGUUCCUUAAGCACAAGGGAAACUCUUGUGUAGCAAUUUCUAGAAAGCAUCAAGCAAAAGGUUUUCUUGAUAACCUUCGGCCUUCUGUAUACUAGAAACAUGUCUUAAAAUACUCAUUAAAUUUCCUGAUGUUGUUUUUUAUAUUAAGGACCGUUUUUCUUGAGCUGUCCAGGUACUACAUGAUAUCAAGGGGUGUUGAUUUUAAAUAUCCUUGAGAUAUUACCUGAUGUUUGGGGAUAUUGGCCUUUUGAGCCCUCUAGGCACUAUCUUAUAUUUAGGGAUAUUAUCCUUAAAAACUCUCAAAAAAACAACGGAUAUUUAGGGGUAUUAUCCUAAAAACCCUUGAGAUAGUGCCUGAUGUUUAGCGAUAUCAACCUUUAAAUAUUCUCAAGGUACUACCUGGUAUUUAGGGAUAUUACUCCAAAAGUCAUUGAGUUUUCCCCCCAUAUUUAGGGUUAUUAGCCUAAUUACUCUCAAAGACUACCUAAUAGUACUCCUAAAAAUUCAUAAUUAGUGACAGUAGGCAAAAUCAUAUAGGGGCCGAGAGAUAGAAAACACUGUGAUUUUUAGACCUGUAAUGAGCACAUUCACUUUGAGUUGAACAGUUCCAGUCUCAGUUUUCAUUGACAAAUACAUUUGAAGAAGUUACAGUAAAAAAAGAACAUUACCUCAUUAAGAAUAUAAAUUAUCAAAACUAAACCUAAACAUUACAUGACCCCUUUCGUCAUUAAUACGUUGCAGUGUAGCGCUAACGAUUGGCUUUGUACUCUGCGAUGUUGAGCUAAAAAAGUACCGUAUGAAAGAAUGAAUGUUUGAAGGAACCCUAUUGUAUGAGAACAGUAGAAAUAACUGUAAUUUUUCAUGGGCAACAAAGGAUCCUUAUGAUUUUUGAAGGGCACAAGCCCUCCUAAGACAGAAAUAACAACGGCCCUGCCUAUCUGCUGUGAUCACUGAACAUUAAGCAACCAAUCCUUAGUCUAAAGUUCACCCAGCCGAUAUUUUUCCUGAGGCCUGGGGCACAGAGAAAGAUGGGGUCCUUGAAGACGUCAUUAAACUGUGGUUGUAAUUGUUGCAAAUAAGAAACACCGCAAUACGGCGAGAAUGAACAACAAUAAAUACACGUAAAUUAUUAAAGGCUAAUUGUUGUAAUUAUUGUUUUGUUAUUGUUAGGACACCACCAGCGACAGCUACUUAUGCGUCAACAGAAAUCAGAGAAGUCUCUUUAAUUCAAACACAUCAUUAUUAGCAUUCAAAAUAUGACAAAGUUUUAUCGUUUUAAAUUGAAUUUAAAAAUCGUGUUAAACUUUUAGGGCCCCUAAGGCAAUCUGCCCCCGGCCCCCUCCUUUGUUCGCCUGCUCUCAGCUCUGUCCUCUUGCUAAUAAUAAGUUAUUUAUCAUUCAUCCAAGUUAUUUAUCUUAGGUCGAAAACCGAUGUAUUGGGGAUUUCACUUCGAGGAUUAAAUGUCUGAUUGACGGGUUUUUGAAUAGGUUGAAGAACCUGCACGAUUGGUUGUGCAUUCAUUUCAUAACUGUUAUUGUUCGAGGUAUUGAGGAUGCAGGUGGCUGGGAAACCGCUCUGAGGCUAGAUUUGGGAUUAUUAUUGAAUCCACCUCUCGAAUCAACGAAAAGUCACCUCGGUCUCCUCGUGAAUCGAAUCAUAGCAGUCACAGGGGCUCUGCAGGGUUUUGUAGAAAUAUUAUUGAUGGAUGCUAGUGCAACGAAGAGACCGUGCUUUAUGUAAGAAGUCACAACUAAUUAUGUUUGAUUUGCAAGCUCUGGAGUGUUCAUAGUUGAAAAAAGAUUAUGUUAUUACAAGAUCGUUUAAAGUUGCAAGAUUUCACCAGACCAGUGGAUGAAUAAUCAAGAGAUCGUCAUCACCAGGAAGUUUGUUUGUGUAAAAUAUCGAUCAAUUUCUGCUGUAUUUCGGAGCUUCAUACAUUGUUAGCAAAAGAGAGUUGCAAGGAUACGCUUUCAUCGACAGUUGCUUGGUUUGCGUUGAAACAACUGUUUGAAUCUGUUAAGUCAAAAGCAACUUAGCUCCUUCGAGCUAUCUAUUAAUCAUGAAUUAAUUAUCGUCACUAGUAAGAGCUACUCUGAGACCACUCGCUUCUUGCAGGACGAGAGCGUUGCCAUUCAUUUCAAACCUUUGGGCAAAUGAAAUUUAUGAUUGUAUAUGCGGGGUGUAUAUGAGGUCAAUGAAUUUUAUAGCUCAACGGCAGUUUGCAGACGAAAUUACUGAGAACCAUUGUGAUCUGAAGGGAAUUAGAAGUCAACGAAAAAGCUCUUCACAGAAACUUGGCACCUGACUAGAAGACGAUGUUUGGAAACUUGGUGAAUAAUUCCUCAACGUGGUUUUCGUAAUCAGAGAUUUUGGUCAAGAAUCCUGCAAAUCCAGGAGCUAUCAGGAAUUUCCACAACCAGCUGAACUGAUCAUGUUGGUGAACAUAAUCCUCAGCACUUUUGUAUUGCUACUUCAAGAAAUCAGAACUCUCGAAUCAGCAUCAACAACACAUAGGAUUGUUUAUCAAACCUUUUUUGAUAAUCUUCUGACGAACUGUUAUGGAAAGUGCACUUUAUCGCCUACAGAGUAUACCGGUGUAACAAGUAACGUCCGCUGCGAAGGAAAUAACGUCCGUCUGAAGUGUGAGGCAAAUCAUGUAAUCAGAGUCAGUUAUGCAUUUUAUGGAGAGCUGGAGCCUGGGCAAGAGUUAUGUAAAGAUGCGUCAACGGUGCUGGAACAGUGUCGUAAAGAUGUGUUAAACAUUGUCAGUAAGGACUGCAAUGGGAGAGAUUUCUGCUUGUUUACUAUUGACAACGACAGAUUUGGCAAGUUUUGUCAAGCUAAAUAUUUCUAUUUGGACAUCAGACAUCUCUGCGAAUUUCGCCCAUCGACAAUGGCAAAUAACCAUUUUCCUACAACAACGUCAAGUGCAGUUACAACGCGUGUAAAAACGACAACUGAAAAGUCGACCAAAUUAAAACCAAUAACAAUCUUUAAUGAGAAGACCAGCAAGAGUACGAAUAUAAGGACAAGAGAUUUUGAAGGAGAGAGUACCAGCCCUAUUUAUACUACCAAAGGUCGUAGACCAGACGUUAAAGAAACUAAAUCUAGCCAAUCACCCUCUUCAACCUCGCAAUCAUCUUCCUCAACAACCUCUUCUUCAUCUCCAGUUACAACUCACGUGCCAGUGUCCAGCCCUGGAACAUCAGUCAAAAGAACCACCCCUGGAAAGAACAGUCCUGCCCUGAAUAUCGACACAUCUUCUGCAACAAACGGGGGUCGCCAAGCUGGUAAGAAGGCAACACUUUACUGGCUGUUAACAGCACAUUCUUUGGUCACUGACAAGAGCUUUGUCACAGCGAAUUCAACGCAUUUGGCGCUAGCAGUUAUUUUGUCAAUUUUCAUUGCACUUGUGCUAAGCGUCUGUUUCAUACUGGAUCACUGUCGUCGCGAAAAACGUAGACAAGCGCUUAUCAAAUCGCGAGAGAGCGAAGCCGAAGAAGGCCGCAUGGAGAACGGCUCGCCAAUGGCGUUUGAUUUGCGGAGAGGCCCCGGACGUCCUAAAAACGGGUCACGCUGCAAUUCUGCUGUUGCUAACGGCAGUGUUAAACGGUCAAUGAGUCACAGUCUUGAGGACUUGAACCACAACUCCGAAGAAAAAGACGAUAGAUUGCCUCUUAUACCAAUCGCUGCGCCGAAAUUACGCGAGGUAACGCCCGACGAAUUUAAAGAGAGUGCUUUUAUUACACGCUCGUCAACGAUAGACUUGUUACCACCGCCACCAGAGGAGUUAUUAGCAGACACUCCCCAGUUCGAUAAAUCUGGCUUCUUGGACGAUGAUGACUCAGAAACGUCCACGUUGUCGAUACCUCCACCGGUCGGUUUCGGGGACUUUGACGUUAAAGAUUCAAUACUAAAUCCUGCAAAUGUCCAGCCAGUUGUCAAGGUAACAAGCCCGACACCAACUAACAGCUCUGUGUCUUCGAGUCACGUCGGCGUAGCCAACUGUGGAACGAUUUUAAGAUCGGUACCAAAAAUCGAAAACUCGAAGCGACUCAAUAAUGAAUUUUUUCCAGAAGGUCCACCAUCGUCACACGACAGCAAUUUGUUGCAGAAUAGUGUUUCAGUCCAAACAAACGAUUUACGCGAUGGUUAUGACAGGCAAUCUAAAGUAGAAAAUCCUGGACUUGUGUCGAUGAGGUCGCCGCAUUUCGAAGCAACGGAUGUUUAUGCGACAACGGAUAAAGUCUCCAAUGUUGGUUACAUCAAUUUGCAUGAAAUUAGCGCUCAUGAUUCAGAGCAUAUAAAGUCAAGACAGCGUAAGAAAAAUGAGCGUAGCAUUAUUGGUUCGAUUACAUCCCCUAAGGCAGAGGCUAUCGGUGCGCACAUAGAAAGUAAUGCGCAAAGAAACGAGCCAUCCCAGAAACGAGGUCGUUUACUUGUUAUAAAAUCUCCAGGGGAGUCUGAGCGAAAAACUGAUAAAUAUGUCGAUAGGGCGGCUGAGAAACUGGACAGAGGCCGUGCAGAGCACGAAACUGACUCUAAGUCAGUAGGGGACGUUUUACUGGAAAGCGGCAAAAGUGUUUUGCGGCGUAAAUCUUCUGCUGAUGUUGCAGACAUUCCAAAUGGGAAUCUAAAACAAAGAAGGAAAGAAGACUUCGAGCGUCAACGAAGAUAUAGCUCAAAUUUUUCUGGUAAAGCUGAUGUGACGAGGGAUGGGAAGAGUGACUUAAGAGGAGAUUCAAGGGCUGAUACGAUGAGUGAGACGUCAUCGUGUGCAUCAAACGUUGACUCUGAAAGCACGGCAGUUCUCCCGAGAUACGACGCAGAUAACAAGCAGAUAUUUGCCGUACCAAAGCACAGAUGUGGCAUGGGUCACAAGCACCCUUGUGUGUGUAUUCCAUUAAGAACUGGUAGCAGCAGUUUUAUUUGUGCGUGUUUGGAGAGUGCCAAGCAAAAAUCGUCCAAGUGUUGCAAAGAGAACUGCACGGAUGACAAUAGCGGAGCUCCUUACAGUUCGCAGAGACACUUGAGCGGACGCGGUUUGGCGACUGACACUCUUAAAAGGAAAACAUACAACGGAAACUUAAAAAGGGUAUCUUCUUUAGAAAAUUUAUCAACCGACAAAAAGAUCCCGAAACCUGGCACCACUUCGGUCGCAAAAAGUUUGAAAAGCAAGGAAGGAGGCCCAGGAAUAAGUUUCGAUCUUAGUAAUACUCAAGGCACUUCUCAAGAUCAUCGAUCAAAAACCCUGCCUAUUUUGCAGUCAAAAUUAAAACAAAAGGCAAACGGGGAUGGUGUCAAAACGCUAAAUCGAUCUUUCGACAAAGACUUGGCGAGACGCAAUGAACCUAAAAUGAUCCCCGUUAUUGUUCAUUCUUCGAGCAUAAUGCGAGGGAAUGGAAAACCUCGAUUUGAAAAAAACAUGGAGAAACUCGAGGGUAAAUCUGCGCCAUCUAGGUCCGGACUCUCCCGGUCAGUUCGAUCGGAAGACUCGGACAGCUCUGAACGGAGCGAUUCAAUAGACGGACACCUCUCAAAGUCUUUACCGUCAACACCGACGUCGUCAAGACGUAACAAACACGGCCGGCUAUCUCCGAUUUGCGAGACAACUGGGCGAAAGGCGGUCGAUAACCAAACAGACACUAAGUCAUGGCCGAAAAGGUCUCCGAGAUUUCGUAUUCAAGUCGUUGAGAGUAUUCACUACGAUAAAAGACAGCGCUCAAACGAAGUUUAGUAAAUUUUAUUGGUAUUUUGAAUUUACAAGCUAUUUAUUCACACAGCCAACGUGCUGUGUUUUGUAGAAAUUUAUUUUGAUAAUUAGGAAUUUAGAAUCAGUUUAGUGAUAAUUUAUUUGCACAGGAAAUAGAAUAGUGGAAAUAAUAUAUUUUGCUUCGUAAGUUGAAUUUCAGGGUUUAAAUUUUACUGUUUUACGGAAAGGUCCUUUUAUUCGCAAGAUACUUUCCAGUCGCUACUUUAAUUUCGCAUGCACAAGGACAUCGUUGUCUCUAGGCCACGAAGCCACGUCAAUAACGUCAUGUCUCGCCAUUUUGCCCGCCGCCCACCCCUUCCUCAGUCUAACUUUUGUUUAGCCAAUCGGGUAGUUUUUUUCACUUUGCUUAUUUAGCCAAACCCACAAUUUCCCUUCUGCUAUCAAUUCUAUAUUUUUACACACCCUAUUUUUCCUAAAAUUUAAACCUUAUUUUUCUGUUCCAUUAUUCAACUUUUACUCAUUUUGCUUUUUCCUUUGAAUUGUUUCCAAUAGAUUUAAAAACAUUUGUUAUCAUUUCUAAGAAUUUUUGUUACUAGGUUAACAAGAUUCCUAAGAAAUCUGUUUGUAUUAAGCCAUUUUACUUUGCUGCAUGCGUAAACAAGAUAUUUUUGUUUUUACUGGAAAAUAAGAAUGGACAGUAGCCUACAAGAAUGUGUGAAUAAUGCCACUUUUGAAACUAACCUCAUGAAUAAAAUUAUUCGUAUUUCUUGAAUGUUUUCUUCACUUCCGCUUUUUGGUCAUGCGCUUGUCGGCUGUAAUGCCUGGAUUUUGCUGCCUGUGGAAAAUUUUGACUUGCAUUUAAGUUUACUGGCGGUGAUUGCUAAUUUUCUAUGCAUUUUUAGGCUAUUUAUUCAAGCAUUUAUAAGACAAAGAUAGCAAUUGGUAGUUAUGCAUAGUGAGUUAUUUGAAAGCGUGUUUUCAACAUCUGUAAAAUGUACUGAAAUUGGAAGACAUAGCGUUGCCUCUGCUAUGGUGCUAUUGCUGUUCUUAAGUGUUUAUUACUACUGGCCAACCUGUCAGGGAAGAAGAUUUUGGAGACCUGCUGUCAAGGAAACUAGGAUAAUGGAUAAAAUGCCAAAUACGAGGGCAAAUCACUCCAUGGAAACUUCAUACACCUUUGGUGGAAAUCCUAUUACUUCAUCUUCGAAAAGAUAAACCUGAACUUGAAAUCAUCCUGUAUGAUAAUGAUAUUGAUAUCAUUGGCCUUAAUGAGACACGUCUUGACAGUAAUGUAACAGACUCUGAAGUUUCCAUAGGAGGGUAUAAGAUAUAUCGAAACGAUAAAAAUAGCAAUGAGGGAGGAGUAGCAGUGUGUAUAGAAGAAAAUCUCCCAGAACCCUUUAUUAAGCUAAACAACGAUAAACUCGAGCUCAUUUCUCUUGAAGUUUCUCUAAAUGUCCAUGCCCUUUCAUAUUGUUUGUUGGUAUCGACCCCCAACUGCUGGUGUCAAUGACAUGCUUUUGAAAACCUAAGGAAGAUUUUAAAAGAACUAGAUAGGGAAGUGAAGGAAAUUAUUUUGAUCGGGGACAACAACUGUGAUUUUAAAUGUAGCAAAAACGCAAAUGCUAAACAGCUCCCACGCAUCGGCUUCUUUUGAUAAAAUGUUAUCUCAAGUUAACUCAUGAGCUUGAAAUCAAAAAUUUUUGCUUCCAAACUCAUGAGAUAACGUGAGUUUACACGAGUUAAUUUUCAUGAGAUAAUGUUUAAUGAGUGUUGCCACUAUGAGAUAAUUUUUAAACCAUGUCAGAUCACACUCACUUUAACUCAUAGUGGAAACCAAGCUUAAAAAAUUAUACGCAGGUUGCUAUGACAACGAAAGAAUCUGGAGAGCAACGAACAAGCAAAACACUCAUUGACCAUUUUUCUUCCUCCAAUUCCAAAUACAUCAUAGAAGCAAAUGUAAUUAAGACUGGCAUGGUGGACCACUAUCUGGUGUAUGGAAUUCGGAAAAUCAAUGCUUGGCGAAGAUUUAAGAGUAAGAAACCAAUUGUAAUCGUAUAGGAACGAUAUUAUGUGGCAAGAAUUGCCUUGGUUCCUAUCUUUUCUGCUGUAACUUUCCACCGUUGAUGCUACCUCGAAUCUUAUUUUACGUGCAGAGAACACGGAGCCAGUGAGAGAGACAGUGUGUUGCCUGUGUAACUCUGAUGUGAACUGAACUUGACUGAACUUGACUGACUGAAUUACAUACUAAUUAACAUACUUAUAUACAAAAUAAUUGUGCUGAGUAAUGAUGUGUUGUGAUGAUGUAAUGAUGAUGCAAUGGAGAAGGAAAGAUCUAGACUUGGGAAGAAAUCAGCAUGACAUAGAUGUGUGAACGUGUGUACAAUGGUGAAGGGAAUGUCCUGUGCUAGGUGAUGCUGUGAAUGACCUAGGUGGAUGUCAUGGUGAUGGCAUGAUGUAGGAAUAUGGCCUAAUUUACAAUACUGAAAUCACUACAAUCGAAUAUCGCAAUGUGAAAACUACGACAAAGCACUUUUCCGAAACGACACUCAGCAGGUAGACUGGGAAGCUAUUCUAAAGGCUGAUUUCCACGAGGCGAAUUUCGCGACGAAAUCGCCGAUGAAGGCAUCAAGGCAUGCGCAGUUUUGAUUUCGCAGCGAAUUCGCAAGAAAGUAGAAAAGAGUUCUACUUUUUUAUCGGCGAAAUAUUUCGCAGACCAGUCAAAGCAUGGUAAAUUUGCUUGAUUUGUAAGAAAACAAUCUUGAAACAUUCGCCAUUCGUGCAGUUCUGAAAAUGGGCGCUUUAAAAUUGAGUUUUGGCGGAAAUUAUUAUAUAAUUUCGCAGCGAAUUCGCAGUCUCGUGGAAGUCAAAGACAAUUUUCGCAGCGAAUUCGGUGCGAAAUUCGCCUCGUGGAAAUCAGCCUUAACUCCGUUUAGUGAUAUUCCCGCGGGAAUGGCGGCCACGUUUCAGGAGGUAUUCGAAUCUAUUUUGGAUCUUCAUGCACCACUUAAAAGAAAAAGGUUUAUCAGUGAAUUUGCUCCAUGGCUCACCUCCUCUUUGAGAAAUUUAAUGUUUGAAAGAGAAAGACUGAAGGUGCAAGCGGAGAAAUCUCCUGAAAUAUGGUCUGCCUACAAGAGGAAGCGUAAAGCUACAAGAGAAAACAAAUGAGAUGCGCAUUUCUAUCAGGGAUUAUUACCGUGAGUUAAUCGAAGAAAAUAUGGCAGACCCUAAGAAAAUGUGGCGGACAAUGAAUGAAGUCCUAGACAAGAAUGUUAAUAUAGUUUCACUCUCAAAUUUAGACAUAGAUGGUAAAUAUCUAACACGAAAGCGUGAUGUAGUGGAGGCAAUAAACCAUCACUUUGUUUCGGUUGGCCCGAGAAUGGCGGAGAAGAUUAUUUCUAAGCUGGGUGAUGAUUGCCUCCGCAACAUCAAUUCAGUGUCAAAUGAAAUGGUGUUCAAUUCUGUAGAUGAAACUUAUAUGGCGAAUGCUAUUAGAAAGUUGAAGAAUGGAAAAGCAGCUGGCCCAGAUAAGAUCUCCACAACUGUCAUUAAAGAUGUAGGGGAUCUGGUAUCAAAACCUCUGAAAAUGAUUUUUAAUUCAUCGCUUAUGGGUGAAGUCUUCCCACAUAUUUGGAAAAUUGCCAGAGUUACUCUUGUUAUUAAAUCAGGUGCUUAGAAAGAUGUUAAUAAUUACAGGCCUAUAUCAGUCAUUUCGGUUUCCUCGAGUAUCUUGGAGAGAAUAGUUCAUGAACAAAUCUUUGAGUUCCUUGCGGCAAAUAAAGUGAUAACAAGAAACCAAUCUGCAUUUAAAAAACGAUACUCCACUGUGACAUCCUUGAUUGGAGCACCGAUUCUUGGUAUGAAAAUAUCAACUGCAAAAAGCUGAAUCUGAAGAUUUUUCUAGACCUUAAACACAAUCAUGAUUAGAAAACUGAGAGCAUACGUCACUGGCUCAAAUCUUACCUUGAUAAUAUGUUGCAUACCCCAAAGCCCUUGCUUAGGCCCUUUUCUAUUCAUAAUAUAUCUAAAUGAUUUUGAACGACGCCUAAAAUUUUCUAAGGCAAAUAUCUAUGCUGA
Rhopilema esculentum is the source of this 14426-nucleotide messenger RNA. RefSeq lists its product as uncharacterized. NCBI's taxonomy places the organism in Eukaryota, Metazoa, Cnidaria, Scyphozoa, Rhizostomeae, Rhizostomatidae. Gene Ontology annotation, molecular function: carbohydrate binding. The record is from RefSeq and is a predicted model, not a curated record.